This is a messenger RNA of Pseudocercospora fijiensis CIRAD86, 1731 nucleotides long. RefSeq lists its product as uncharacterized. The record is from RefSeq and is a predicted model, not a curated record. Lineage: Eukaryota; Fungi; Ascomycota; Dothideomycetes; Mycosphaerellales; Mycosphaerellaceae. The coding region runs from base 1 to 1299 and encodes 432 amino acids. The transcript has a single exon.
AUGCCUCCAAAGUCCGAACUCGUCGCCGCAGUCAUGGGCGACACCACACCAUUAAUCCAGACCAACCCCAAGAAGCACCCAAACCCGUCCAUUCCACGAACCACAACCACAAAAUCCUCCAACCCAGCCAAACCUGGAUCGCGAGCCCGACCAUCAAAGAAACUCUCCCUCCCACCGCCAUCCGAACUUGCCUCAGAUCCUACCCCAAAACCUCGCGUCCGCCAGAAAUCCAACCUACUACCCAAACAAAACUGGGACUCCACUGCCCCAAUCUCAAAAACCCCCACCCACCCCGUAAUGGCCAAAGGCGGAGUGAAAAAUAAAUCCUUACUCCAACAGAAACCCCUCGGGGAAAAGAAACAAGCUAUCCCAAAAACGACGGAACAACCAGACCAACAAAGUCGACAGGCUGGGUAUAUGAAAGAGAAAUUUACGGAACGAUGGAUGAGCGUGAAAACCCUACGAUUCAAAGAUGCGGAAAGGAGAGAGAAAGUUGUGGCGAGGAGGAAUGAUGAAACGGAAAGGAAAGGUUUGGAAGGACUGGGACGGAGAAAGGAAAACGAAAAAGAAGAACGGAAAACCUUCGAUUGGAAUGGGCUGACUCCCGAAAUUCAGAAACGUAUUAUUCGUCACUGGGUCGUCGAUCCGAGGUUUUUGAUUUGGCCCGAAAAAAGAAGCGGGAGAGAGCAACCUGAUCUUGGGCUUGUUUCUAGGGAGGUGAGAGAGCAGGUGCUGGAGGUUGUUUAUGGGGAGAAUGCGUUCGGAGUUUCCAUUAACAGCGCGAGGGCCGGGAGUGUGGGAAAGGAGGAUUGUUGGUUGAGUGGUUUGGCUGCGGUGCAGAAAUGGGCUACCGUGCUGGAUGAGAGGUGGUUUGGGAGGAUUCGGAAUUGGUGCUUUGAGUAUGAGGAUCCGAAGGGUGGUGGGGCGAAACUUUGGAGAGCUGGGUUUGAGGAUGGAGAGGAAGAAGAUGAGAGUUUUGUGGUUUCGGUGCAAUUCCCGGAACGAGGGAAUGAGCAAAGGGUCUCGUUUUCUGGGCCUACGGUUGAGAUUCAUCGGGCUGCUUGUUGUGUUUUGCCUGGGUCGGAGGAGUUUGGUCAGUGUGUGGUGCGGCAUACUCCGAUGAGAUUGAAUGGGUUGAUUAUUGGUGCCAUGGGUGAAGGUUGGAGGCUUCAGGCUGAUGCGCUUGAGGGUUUGGUUAAGUCUUUGAGGGAUCGGGAUUUGAUUGAGCUUGUGGCUGAGGCGAGGUGUGAGCCGGCGAUGGUUAAGAUGCGGAAGAGGCAUGGAGCGAUCAGUAUGUGAGCUCUGAGUCCUCGGACAAGCAUCGUCUCGCUCGAGGGUCGGAGGGAUUAUCGUGGCAGAUUCCAGGCUUUCUGCGCUGCGUGACCUCGACUUUCCUCACCAGCUGGAGCGGCACCUCGCGAAGAUCAACCAUCCCUUCUUGCUCUUGUCUAGCCAUGUACAUUAUUCCACUGCAUUCUGGGUAUCACAUCAAAUCAAAAGUUCAUUCUCAAUCCGUCCAAAGCUCUUCACCCGGCAACACCCUUCAAAGCAGCCUUAACCUCCCUCUUCUGCCUCUCCCGAUCCCAACCCUCCUCAUCGCACAUCUUCAGUAAUCUCCCAAUCACGACCGUCUCUCUUACACUCCCACUAUCAACCCAAACCUUUCCAUUCCUUCCCACAGCAACCUCAAAUUUCACCUUCUCUCCCACUUCGUCCAGAAUUCCGAUUCCG